Grammomys surdaster is the source of this 3844-nucleotide messenger RNA. It is a transcript of the gene Gfm2, whose product is annotated as G elongation factor mitochondrial 2. Gene Ontology annotation, molecular function: translation elongation factor activity; GTP binding; GTPase activity. The coding region runs from base 86 to 2425 and encodes 779 amino acids. Gene Ontology annotation, biological process: mitochondrial translation; ribosome disassembly. The record is from RefSeq and is a predicted model, not a curated record. Lineage: Eukaryota; Metazoa; Chordata; Mammalia; Rodentia; Muridae. Gene Ontology annotation, cellular component: mitochondrion. The transcript has 21 exons.
GGGAGGGGGCGGAAGCUGCUUAUGGAGCUACAAGCCGGGCGAUUCGUAGGUUCCUUCUGCGGAGAGAACAUUCUAGAAGACCAGAAUGUUUACCAACUGGAGGACUUUUGCAGUGACUCAUCAGAAAACGUUCAGUGUGCACAUUAAUGCCAUGUGUUACUGUAAAAUAAAAGCAAAUUUAAAAAGAUCAAAGACUCAGGUGCCUCUUACAAGAGACUACAGUUCCCCCCCAGGCAUUGUAGGAAAUGAUGUCAAAUCUCUUCAUUCCAUCAUUAACCCUCCUGUGGCCAAAAUUCGUAAUAUUGGAAUUAUGGCUCAUAUUGAUGCAGGCAAAACUACCACCACAGAAAGAAUUUUGUACUAUUCUGGAUACACAAGAUCAUUGGGAGAUGUUGAUGAUGGCGACACAGUGACGGAUUUCAUGGCUCAAGAGAGAGAAAGGGGCAUUACCAUCCAGUCAGCAGCUGUGACUCUUGACUGGAAAGGGUAUAGAGUCAAUCUGAUAGAUACGCCGGGUCACGUGGACUUCACUCUGGAGGUUGAGCGCUGCUUGAGGGUGUUGGAUGGUGCGGUGGCCGUAUUUGAUGCCUCUGCUGGCGUAGAGGCCCAGACUCUCACUGUGUGGAGGCAAGCUGACAAACACAAAAUACCCCGAAUCUGCUUUCUUAACAAGAUGGAUAAGGCUGGAGCAAGUUUUAACUAUGCAGUUGAAAGCAUCAGGGAGAAGUUAAAGACAAAGCCCCUGAUUUUACAGCUGCCAAUUGGUGAAGCCAGAACUUUCCACGGAGUGGUGGACGUAGUAAACAAAGAAAAGCUUGUUUGGAAUUCUAACUCUGAUGAUGGAAAAGACUUCGAGAGAAAGCCGCUCUCUGAAGGGAGUGAUCCGGACCUGCUAAAGGACACGAUCGAAGCAAGGAACGCCUUAAUUGAACAAGUUGCAGAUUUAGAUGAUGAAUUUGCUGACUUGGUUUUAAAUGAAUUUAGUGAAAAUUUUGAUUUGGUACCAGCUGAAAAGCUACAGGCUGCAAUACACAGAGUAACACUGGCUCAGACUGCUGUGCCCGUGCUGUGUGGGAGCGCCUUGAGAAACAAGGGCGUGCAGCCCCUGCUGGAUGCUGUGACCACUUACCUGCCAUCACCUGAGGAGCGUGAGGACAGGUUUCUGCAAUGGUAUAAGGGCGAUUUAUGUGCACUGGCAUUUAAAGUGCUACAUGACAAACAGCGAGGAGCCCUGGUUUUCCUGCGCAUUUACUCGGGCACACUGACACCCCAGUCGGCUGUCCAUAACAUUAACAGAAACUGCACGGAGAGAAUGAGCCGCCUACUUUUGCCAUUUGCUGACCAACAUGUAGAAAUCCCUUCCCUGACUGCUGGAAACAUUGCUUUGACAGUUGGGCUUAAACAAACUGCUACUGGAGACACCAUAGUCUCGUCCAAGUCCAGCGCACUAGCUGCAGCUCGCAGAGCCGGACAGGGAGAACGGAAGCACGGAAAGAACAGUGAAGCAGAGAGUCUGCUGUUGGCUGGGGUGGAGAUCCCAGAGCCUGUCUUCUUCUGCACCAUAGAACCCCCAUCAGUGGCUAAGCAGCCAGAUUUGGAUCAUGCCUUGGAACGCCUUCAGCGUGAAGAUCCCAGUUUGAAAGUGAAACUCGAUCCUGACUCUGGACAAACUGUCCUGUGUGGUAUGGGGGAGUUACAUAUUGAGAUUAUUCAUGACCGUAUCAGGAGGGAGUAUGGCCUAGAGACCUAUCUAGGGCCUCUGCAGGUGGCAUACCGGGAAACCAUCUUAAACUCAGUUCGUGCCACAGAUACCCUCGAUAGGGUGCUAGGAGACAAGCGGCAUUUCGUGAGAGCGGAGCUGGAAGUCCGGCCAGCGGAAGAGCCGAGUGCCAUGGCCACGAUCGAGUACGCAGACUGUGUGGGUGAAGACCUGCUGCAGGCCUCUCGGGAGGCCAUUGAAAGUGCUGUCCACAGCGCAUGCCUCCAGGGACCUUUGCUUGGAUCCCCAGUCCAGGACGUGGCGAUGACGUUACACUCGCUUAUGAUUCACCCUGGCACCUCCACAACUAUGGUGACUGCCUGCAUCUCACGAUGUAUACAGAAGGCCCUGAAGAAAGCUGACAAGCAGGUGCUGGAACCUCUGAUGAGUCUUGAGGUCACAGUGAGUAGAGAAUACCUCAGCCCUGUCCUGGCAGAUUUGGCACAAAGAAGAGGGAACAUCCAGGAAAUUCAGAGUCGUCAAGACAACAAAGUUGUUCUAGGAUUUGUUCCUUUAGCAGAAAUUAUGGGAUAUUCGACUGUGCUUCGAACCCUGACAUCAGGCUCAGCUACUUUUGCCUUAGAACUGUCUACUUAUCAAGCCAUGAGUCCUCAAGACCAAAGUACUCUACUCACCCAGAGAAGUGGUUUGGCCCAUGUGCUGUAGGUCCUUGGAAACGGGGAUUGCUGGCUUUAUUCUCAGUAAGAGUGCUGUCCUAUUAACUGGCUGGUGAACUCCUGCUUCCAGUGUGGAAAGAACUUGACGAAACAUGGCAGAAUGGCCUGGGAGCUGCCUUUCUAAUACUGUUGAAUGUACUUUGCUAUAAUGCACCACAGCUGGGGCCAGGUUGUCUCUUACUUCUCUGGUGCUGUGACAAAAUAAUCUGGUCAGGACAGCUUAGAGAAGGGUUUCUUUUCUCAGCAGAGUGUAGACGAGAUGUAGGGCCAGGCGAUGAAGGCUCAAAGUCCACCUAGUGAUGAACUUCCUCAGGCAAGACUACACUGCCUAAAUCUCCGUAAAAAGCACCACCCCCUGGGAGCACGAGUCCCAAAGCCUGGGCCUAUGAAGAACAUAUCUCGUUUAAACCUAACCUUUCCUUCCUUCCUUCCUUCCUUCCUUCCUUCCUUCCUUCCUUCCUUCCUUCCUUCCUUCCUUUGAAUGUUUUGCCUACAUGUAUGCCUGGUGGCUGUGGGAGUCAGACGUAGAUGUUACAUCCCCCUGGAACUGGAAAUAUGGUGUGGUUAUGAAGAUCUAGGAACUGAACUCGGGUCCUCUGCAAGAGUAGCAAGUGCUCUUAUGAGCCUUCUUUCUAGCCCAGCAUUUCUCAUUUAAAGCAUUGCGAUGACGAAGAGAUGCACGCAGUGCAGUCCUCUGGAGUACUGAGUGCUACUGCAAAGCUUUCCCUUUUAUUUUUUUAAGCUGUUUACAUAAAAGAUGUCAGUAUUCAGUGUUUGAUUCAGGUAUAGAAAGAUUCAAUCAAUAAAAAGAUGGUUUAUUUAAAAAACAGCCUAACAAAUGUUAAUUUACAUGAUUUCAGAAUGAUUAUAGCUGGAGUGCUGUAGACGUCUGUCACUUUUCCCUUUCAUUCUCAUAGUUACAAUAUCCAGUAAAGAGAGGUUGUGCAGCUAUUCCGCGGCUGUAGAUAGACAACAGAGACGUUUUAGAUGGGUGGCCUCCCAUCUCAUGGCACCUUAGUAACCCCCCCCCCGACUUUUUGCAAUGAUUUAAUAUUCUUAUUUAAGGUAUUAACUCCUUGAAGAUGGCAGUUAUACUAAAAUAUAUCUCACAGGGGCUAGUUACACUGAAUGCUGGACUUUAAGCGAUCCUGGAUCUCCUGGAUCCGGAAGACAGUGCCUCACCUGACCAUUCUGCAGCGGUGCACUGUCAGUCGGCUGUAGGCAUUUUCUAGGUCACUGAUAGUCUUAGGGCUCCAGAGUCUCUCGCCAACAGCGCUUGCCCGAGGCCUGAAAUUUGAAAUAUGUGGCUCCCAAAGCAGUUUAUAUUUCUUUUUUCCUUAAGUCACCUACAUGAGGAGAUUCUUAAGAGCUCCCCUGCUUACAUGGAGAAUAAAAGCCAAGGCGUGCA